This is a messenger RNA of Lottia gigantea (owl limpet), 1578 nucleotides long. RefSeq lists its product as hypothetical. Gene Ontology annotation, molecular function: mRNA m(6)A methyltransferase activity; mRNA (2'-O-methyladenosine-N6-)-methyltransferase activity. Bases 1 to 1578 code for a protein of 525 amino acids. The record is from RefSeq and is a predicted model, not a curated record. Lineage: Eukaryota; Metazoa; Mollusca; Gastropoda; Lottiidae. Gene Ontology annotation, cellular component: RNA N6-methyladenosine methyltransferase complex; nucleus. The transcript has 14 exons.
AUGUCGGAUACAUGGAGUGACAUCCAAGCGGUGAAGACCAAACAGAGCAGUUUAAGAGCCAAGUUAGCCCAGAGAAAGAAAGAAAGAGAGGGGUUGGCCAAGGAACUGAAUUUGGGGGUUUCUACCUCCUCGUCAACUGUUUCUACAUCAGUCGUAGAUCCAGAGAUUGAAAAGAAACUGCCCUAUGUUUUAACUGACAUUAAUCUAGAAAUACCAGCUGAAUCUACAGUUAUUAAAGAUUUUUUAACAAAGAGUUUAGAGAGAGCUGUCAAUCAAACUGUCGUGGACGAAUUACUCGAGAAAUUUGCAGCUCAACAGCUUAUCAGGUUUGAGUCUUUGAAUAUUGAGCCCUUCUUGACAAUCUCAGCUUCCUACACAAUAAUAACAAAGAUUUUUUUCUUGUAUUUCCAGCUAUCAGCUUUAACCAGUGAUGAUAAAGGUCGGAAGAGGAAAAGAGAAGAUGGAGAUGAAGAAGACAAAAGGAAAGAUGAUAAAAAUUCAAAACAAUCAAAAAAAUCAGCUGAUAUCUUAGAGAGUUUAUUAACCUCCCAGUCAGCUAAAGAAAAAGAAAAUAAGAAAGUGAACGAGGAGAUUCUCCAGAUUCUGAGUAAACCAACAGCUAAAGAACAAUAUUUAGUAGAGAGGUUUAAAUCUAGAGGAGGGGUUCAGUUGAAAGAAUUUUGUCAAGUCGGAACACGAGAAGAAUGUCGUAAAAUGAACAACACGACAGAACCCUGUAGUAAAUUACAUUUUAGAAAAAUUAUACAUAAACAUACAGAUGAAUCAUUAGGAGAUUGUUCUUUCCUUAAUACCUGUUUUCACAUGGAGUCUUGUAAGUAUGUGCACUAUGAAAUAGACUACCCUGAUAAAAAACCUGAACCAGUAAAAGAUAUUGUGAAAUAUAAAGUACCAGAUGUAGAUAGUGAUGUUUAUAUGUUUCCACCACAGUGGAUCCAGUGUGAUUUAAGAAUAUUUGAUAUGACUACGAUUGGUAAAUGUGCUAUAGUAAUGGCCGACCCACCCUGGGAUAUUCAUAUGGAGUUACCCUAUGGUACUAUGAGUGAUGAUGAGAUGAGACGACUAGAUGUUCCAGGCUUACAAGAUGAAGGAUUUAUUUUUCUUUGGGUCACUGGAAGAGCUAUGGAAUUAGGAAGAGAAUGUUUAGAAUUAUGGGGGUAUAAAAGAAUUGAUGAAUUAAUUUGGGUAAAAACUAAUCAGCUACAGAGAAUUAUUCGUACUGGUAGAACAGGACAUUGGUUAAAUCAUGGUAAAGAACAUUGUCUGGUUGGCGUAAAAGGGAAUCCUAAAGGGGCCAAUAAAGGAUUAGAUUGUGAUAUACUGGUGGCUGAGGUUCGAGCUACGAGUCAUAAACCAGAUGAAAUCUAUGGUAUAAUAGAACGCUUGUCACCUGGAACACGGAAAGUUGAGUUAUUCGGACGACCACACAAUGUUCAGCCCAACUGGAUCACUCUGGGUAAUCAAGUGGACGGUGUGAGACUCAAAGAUCCAGAUGUAGUCAAAUUGUUUAAGGAACGUUAUCCAGACGGAAACUGCAUGGAACCACCAAAACCAAGAUGA